Messenger RNA from Alnus glutinosa, 540 nucleotides. RefSeq names its product MDIS1-interacting receptor like kinase 2-like. The coding region runs from base 1 to 540 and encodes 179 amino acids. NCBI's taxonomy places the organism in Eukaryota, Viridiplantae, Streptophyta, Magnoliopsida, Fagales, Betulaceae. Gene Ontology annotation, biological process: protein phosphorylation. Gene Ontology annotation, molecular function: protein kinase activity; ATP binding. The record is from RefSeq and is a predicted model, not a curated record. The transcript has 2 exons.
AUGGUUUUGUACAAGCGUUGCAAUCGGGUUCAUUGUUGGCUUUUGGGGAGUUUGUGGAUCGUUAGUGCUAAAGAGUUCUUGGAGGUCCUAAUGGAAAACAUAAGCAAAAUCAUUGAAGUUAUGCCUAAAAUUGCAUCAAGGAAAGCUAAAGAUCGAACUGAAGAAAUCAAGCACCAGUAUCAUCAAUCGAUACUGGUGCAAAGCGUUUACAAAGCAGCUUUGACAACAGGUCAGAUUGUUGCAGUUAAAAGACUUAACAUGUCAAACUCUAGUGACAUCCCAGCAAGCAAUCGCAAGAGUUCUAAGAAUGUGAUUCAUGUGUUGACAAAAGUCAAGCACCGCAAUAUCAUUAGGCUUUAUGGGUUCUGUUCCAUUAAGGGGUUUAUGUACUUGGUUUAUGAAAAUGUGGAGAAAGGCAGUUUGGGAAAUGUAUUGUAUGGGUUGAAAGGGAAAGCAGAACUAGACUGGGGUAGAAGGGUGAAAAUUGUGCAAGGUGUGGCUCAUGCAAUUGCUUACUUGUACCAUGACUGCUUUCCUUAA